Papilio machaon (common yellow swallowtail) is the source of this 5818-nucleotide messenger RNA. RefSeq names its product nuclear pore complex protein Nup205 (gene Nup205). The transcript is spliced from 32 exons. Bases 1 to 5742 code for a protein of 1913 amino acids. The record is from RefSeq and is a predicted model, not a curated record. NCBI's taxonomy places the organism in Eukaryota, Metazoa, Arthropoda, Insecta, Lepidoptera, Papilionidae. Gene Ontology annotation, molecular function: structural constituent of nuclear pore. Gene Ontology annotation, cellular component: nuclear pore; nuclear pore inner ring. Gene Ontology annotation, biological process: nuclear pore organization.
AUGAAUAUAAACGAAGGAACUACCAUAGAAGAUCUAUGGACACCAUAUAAGGAACUAGUAUCUGUGGUGGAAGGAUACUUGGCACAUGAGAGUGGAGGAGCUCCAUAUGCAGUGCACACAUUUGAAUCUGUCCUGAGAAGGCACAAACAAACAUUUCUAUCUCUCUUAAAAUAUCCUCCCAAAAAUCCAACAAGCAGAGAGGAGAUCAAAAGAGGUGUUACGGAAGGAGUAAAUUUACCCAGUAUAGGCAGGACUUUGCUGUCCAAGGAGCUUGUCGAUGAAGCUAUUAUAAUAUCAGACAUGUACAAUGUGAACGAGUAUGUGUGCCUGGAGUUGCUGCACACUGCGCAACGGCAGGCGCCGCGACAGCCGGGGCUGGCGCGUGGUCUGCUCGCUGUGUUACUGCAGCAUGACGGCCGCCGCGCGCUCGUGCAGGCCCUCAGACAUCUUGUCAUGGCACGAGAUGGUGUCUCCUGGUCAAUAAGCGCACGCGAGGAGAUAGUUAGCUACGUGUCAAGAUAUGUGUCGCAGUUAAUAGCGGAUGGGUUGCUGGGCGGCGUGCUGGACGCGCUGCGCCGUACCUCACUUGAUGCCGAGCUCGAGCUGCUGCAGAACAACCGCGCUCUGCCCCCGCCUCGACAUCUCGUGCGGCUCAUCGGCACCAUUGAGACUACCAGAAAGUUACUCGCUGGUGUGAUAUUUGCGGCGUCUGCACAACGAGGGCUCGACAGAGAUAUAUUGCUAAGACUGUAUAGAGAACAAAUGACGUCAGCAACUCACGGGCCGACAGGAGCAUUGGAUGAGAUCUCGCUCGCGCUGCAAAUGGCGCUGCUCUAUGCACUCGACUUGUCCGUCUUGCACAAACGUGAAGAUGGCGAAGAAUUGGCCAAGAAAUUACCCCUAAUACAGGAUCCGGAGUUGAUAUCAGUUUUGUUGGAUGAGUUCUCUCCGCCUAUGAACCCCAACCAGACGCAGGAGGGCCAGGAUAAAGGAUCAGGGCUGAGGGCCUUGUGUCAGCUGGCCCUAGGUCUAGCUCUGGCUGCAUUGAAGCGAGCCCCACAAACAUUACUUAGGGCUUCUGGUACGGGAGAGAUAAAAAGUGAAUUGUUGGACCAGGAUGAAAUGUUGGUUGAUGCUGCUAUUGAUGGAAAGGUGUUUGAGUAUGUGAGCGAGGCGAUGCUGUCUGCGGGACUGGUGCGGGGUGAGGAGUACUACCAGCGGCGGCUGCACUCACUCAUCACCGACUUCAUUGUACUCAUGCACUCCAAGCUCAUGGAGAUGAGAGUCAAGGCUGAUGAGGCUGCGCGUGCGGUGCAGAUGUACGCUGCUGAGGGUCUAUCUGCGCCGGGCGGUGCUGGUGCAGGACGUACACGUCUGCAUGCGUUGCUGCGCUGUGUUGAGCUCCUGUAUGAGCAUGACACCCUCCAACUCCGAGAUGAAUACUGGCCCUCUGCCCUCAGUCGCAGUGGAGGUGCAGGAGGUCGUGAGGCGACACUGUACAAGUUUGUGAGGUUGUCCGGUGAGGCGGUGUGUGCUGCACUACUGGCGGCCUACCUCCGCGCCCUGGCUGCGCUCGCUGUGCCCAAACACACGUGGGCGUUGUUGGCGCGUCGCGACGCCCUCUCCGCACAUCAUCUGCUCACAGCAUUACAGCUGUAUCACAGGAAUUUACGCGCGGACCCUGCGCCGUUCGCGGAGCAUCUACACUCGUCUUCCCUGGGCGCCUCCGCCGUGGUGACACCUGCAGCGCGUCCUGGAAAGCUGCUCGUGCGCCAGGAGGAGGUGGAGGCCAUGAUAGCAUCGCUGCAGCUGAUCGCGGCGGUGGCGCGCGUCGACGAGUCAGCCAGUGCCGCCAUAUGCGAGAACUUGCAGUGGGACGCCGUCAACUGCAUGUUUGGACUGAUGUGCUGCCAUGUGCCGAUCCAGCUGAAGGCGGCGCUGUGCCGUACUCUGGCUGCGCUGGGCGGGCGUGCGGGCACAGCGCCGCGGGUCUGGGCCGCGCUCGACGCCGCACAGCUCGUCUCCACGGCAGACAAGCGCGGCCUCAAUGCUGAGCUGCAGGAGGUGGAGUGCCGCAUGGAGGAGUACCCGCUGUCGCGUGCGUUCCUGGAGCUGCUGGAGGCUCUGUGUGCGGCGGGGCCGGCACCUCGUGCGCUGGGUGCCGGCAGCCGUGCGCCAGGCCUGCAGCCCUACGUGCACCACGUGCUGCAUCGCCUCGCCCUGCCCGCGCCGCACCGCCGCUACGCCGUACCUCACGAGGAGUGGCAGGUGAUCGCGCUGUGUUUCCGUCUGUUCGCGCGCUGGCUGGAGGAGUACGAGCCUAGUGCGGGCGAUUUCCCGGCGGCGGGUGCGGCGGGUGCGGGGGGCGCGACGGGUGCGGGGGGCGCGGGGGACGCGGAGCCGCCGCCAGGUUUCCCGCUGCUGGUGCAGCUGCACUCGGACUCGGAGCUGCUGCGCCUCGUGCUGACCACGCUCGACCGAGCCAACGACCUGCUCGACCGUCAGUCCGGACCCGGCAAGGAGUACGUGGAGGACGCGCUGGUGUCCACGUUGCAGAUGCUGGAGCGAGCGCUGGCGUUGGAGCGCGCGUUGACGGACGCGGCGGCGGAGGCGGGCCGAGCUCUUCUCGUCGUAGGACUAUCAAAACUGCUACUCGCGCCGGAGGGCCCGGAGAAGUGUGACAGGCUGGUGUCGUGCUGCCGCGUGGUGGGGCGCAGCACGCUGCCGGCGGGCGCGAGGCGCGCGGUGUCGCUGCUGCGGCGCGCGCUGCUCUCGCCGCACUCGGCGCGCCAUCUGCUGGCCUCGCUGGCACACCGGCACGCCCUCGCUGCGGACAUCAGGCAUGGGUUCGUGGAAUGCCUGGAGUCGGAGGAGUGGUGCGGGACCGGGGCCGGUGGUGCUGGUGGGGGCGCGGCGGAGGAGCGCGAGCAGAGUGCCGCAGAGGAGGCGCGCGCGGCCAAGGAGGGCGUGGUACUGCUCGUGCUGCAGCUGCUGCCCGCCGCAGCGCCCAACUUCGCCCACUUCCUGCUCGGAUACCAGCUCAAUGACGACGUGAGCCGCAGCGUGCUGAACGAGGCGGGAGUGAGCGGCACACCGCGCACUGUGCUGCACGCCGUGCUAGACAUACUGGACCAGCACAUCGCGCCCGCAGCUCACGAACGCGAGGCGACACCGCUGGUGGAGAGCUGCUACCGGCUGGUGUACUGGCUGUGCGCGCGGCCCACCACGUCGCCACCAGCUCUGCGUCUGCUGCGCGCACGCGACUACUUCCUCGCCAGGCAUGUCAAGGCAACCGUCAACCUUGAAACGGCGUCAGUGACGACGGUGUCAGCGAGGUCGUGGGUGCUGCGAGCGUGCGCGUGCGAGGCGGGGGCUGCGGGCGGCACCAGACAGCACGCAGCACUCGCCGCACUGCUCGGCGCUCUCACACACACACCACACCAUCCCGACCAGGAGUGGGAGUGGUGCGUUAUCCGUCGCGCGCUGGAGGGGCUGGCGGUGAGCGUGGCCGCGCCCGCCGAGCCGCGCUGGGAGCUGUUCCACGCGCAUCAGCUGCGCAGCGCCAUCAAUGAUUGCGACCUGCCCACGGGUGUUGGCGGCAAGCGCAUUAGCGUGAGCCGGCUGCACGCGGUGCUGGCGCGAGAGCUGGCUGCGCUGCGCACCACCGCGCCGCAGCGCAGCCUCGUCGCCCUCGAGAUACAGAAGGUUCUGGACUACGUGACGGAGGUGAACCGGCAACGCAACCUGGCCGCCACGUUGACGCACUACUACGACUCGUGGCGGCAGCUCACCGAGAUCAUCUUCUGCGUGGCGCCGCCCGACGUGCUCGCCCUCGAGUCCCGAAAGAACCUGCUGCUCAACAUCCUGCAGGACUUGCUCAACAAGAUCCCGCCCGCGGAGGUGCUGCCGCAGCUCGGCAACCUCGCCUCCGGCACCGUGCUGCUGCUGCUCGUCAACCUGCGCCACUGCUACAUCCUACAGAAGCGGGAGUCCAACCUGAACUCCUCCGAGUUCGAGGCGAGCUUCUUCGGGCCCUCGAACCAGAUAAUGCAGACCAAGUCUCUGACGCUCAAGUUCAUCCUGCACAAGAUACUCAGCUGGAUCCUGGUGUCGGGCGGCAGCACGCAGAAGAUGCGCGUCAACCUGUACGGCGCGCUGCUCAACUUCCUCAACAUCGUGAACCUGAAGGCGAGCCCCGCGGAGCCCGAGGAGGAGGGCGACGUGACGUACGUGAGCCGCCUGGACAGGUCGCGAGGGCGCGCCGGCCGCGAGGACUCCGCCCUCAAGGCCAUGGUGGUGGACGUCAUCACGGGCUUCGGCGAGAAGCUGUGCGCCAUCGUGUGCGGCGACUGCACCGGCGCCGGACACGACGUGUGUCGCAUGGCCGCCCUCGCAUGUCUCGAUACGCUGCUCGACAUCGACCCCGCCACCGACUGGCUGCACACCCUCACAGACCAGGGCUAUCUGCGCAGCCUCAUCGACAGUCUGCUGCACGACGACGAGGGCCUCAAGGAGGCGCUGGACCCGAGCCCGAAGUCUCUGCGCGUGCUGUACGUGUACGAGUGCAAGAUGUCGCUGCUGCUGAAGCUGGCGGGGUCGCGGCGCGGCGCUGAGACGGUGGUGGCGCAGGGCGCGCUGGCCUGCCUCGCCGCGCUCUCCGCUCUCGGCUGUCACCCUGACGUGCACGCCGCCAGCAGCCGCCCUGACACAGACUUCGUGCCCUCCGUCGCCUCCAGAUUCCGUCAGAUGCUGGUGCCGGCGCUGGCGCUGUGCGACGCGUUGCUGACGUCGCUGGGCACAGAGAACCACAGCUGCGUCAUACACGUGACGCACUUCCUCGUCAGCCACGUCGAGUGCAUCGACAUGGUGCUGAGAGCGGCGCACCCCAGCUCGCCCGAGGGUCUGCUGGUGGAGCUGGAGUGGGUGACGUCGGUGGUGGCGCGCGCUUCGGGGCGCGAGGUGUUCGGUCUGGCGCGCGGCGACACGGCGCUGCAGCGCGCCGAGCCCAGCCUGCAGCGCGUGCAGUGGCUCAUGCUGGCGCUGCUGCCGCGCUUCCAGCAGCCGCCGCCCGCCAAGCACGCGCCCGCACCCGCCUCCGACCACCCCGACAACAGGCUCUAUCUCAAGAUCGUGUGCAACUUGCUGACGUACGCGCUGAACACUCUGGAGCGUGAGGACGCUCGCGUGACUUCACACAGUCCAACGAGCGCGGCGUGUGCGGCUGCGCGUGCGCUGCUGCAGCACCUGGCGCGUGCACAUCGCCUGCACACCAAGCUGCUCGCCACUGUAACGCACCAGCUGCACAAUCUGCCCGCAAUGACGCUAGACGAUAUGAAGAAGUUGCUGGGCGAGGAGAAGUCAGGUGUGGGUGGUGUGGGGGGUGCGGGGGGUUCGCCGAUGGAGGUUCGGGCGGGGGUGGUGUCGCUGCUGCGGGGGAGAGCGCGGGUGCGGCGCGCCGAGCUGCAGUACUGCGGCGCUGCGCUCGCGCAAGCGCUGUACUUGUUGUGGGCGCACGCGCGCAUGCACCUGCAGGCCGCAGCUCCGCAUGAACUCGGUGUGAAGCUGGCGGGCGCGGGGGGCGAGGAGCUGGGCGCGCUGCGAGCUGACCUGGUCGCGCUCUUCAAUGACCGCUUCGUUGAGGAUCUGCUCGACACUGUCAAGGGUGAGCCGCCGCUGCAGCGCGGCUUCGUGGAAGUGCUGCUUAAAGACAUCAAACGCAUCAUACAGUUCUCCCCAGUCUGAUGACACACCGCACAUGACACCAUGACACACCGAUACUAGCAUUUGAUAACAUUUCAAAUAAAUUAUAUUUUUUAUU